Molecule: messenger RNA, 659 nt
Organism: Impatiens glandulifera
Lineage: Eukaryota; Viridiplantae; Streptophyta; Magnoliopsida; Ericales; Balsaminaceae
Exons: 1
Coding region: 83-529 (148 amino acids)
Source: RefSeq, a predicted model, not a curated record
AUCAUUCACGGAUUAUAUACAUCAACCAACAAACCCUAAUCCUUACUCUCUCACUCAUCAUCCAUCUCAGAUCUCAAAAACCAUGGAACAUUGCCAUUCUCCUCCUCCUUCUCUCAAAACCAAGCUCAAACAAACCUUCUGUCUCUCAUGUUGCUUCCCAACUACCCGUCGCCAAUCAUCCGAAUCGCCAUCCUCAUCCUCCGACGACCGUCCGUCGCUGCUCCGAGCUCCAACAUUUUGGAUGAAAUCCGAUCUACCGGAAAUCAAGGACAAGUGUCGCAAUCUUAUUGGACGAAUAGGCGGACGUCACCGUAGGAACUCGACUUCGGCUGAUUUUCAUUACGAUCCACUUAGUUAUGCUCUUAAUUUUGACGAUGGAAGCUUUGACGGCGGCGAUUAUGAUGAAUCGCCGAUUAAGAGUUUUUCGUCUAGACUUCAGAUGUCGAAUUUGAAAUCUUCGCCGCCGCUUAGAGCGAUUCAGGAAGUGGAUAAUCGCGUUUUGCCGUCGGUAAUUGUUGCUAUUAGUUGAUGAAUUAUUGGUUAAUUAAAUUUUUGGUAUUGAAUAUAUAUAUAGGGAAUUUUAAGAAAUUCCUUAUGUGUUUUAUGAUCGAGUUUUAUUUAUAUAGAUUAAUUUUUAAUGUAUAUAUCAAUAUUUUUAA